GCCCUGCAGGCACUCCAGAGACAGCCCAAUGCAGCCCAGUACUUUCAUCAGUUUAUGCUCCAACAGCAGCUUAACAGUGCCCAGCUUCACAGCCUGGCUGCUGUCCAGCAGGCUACAAUUGCAGCCAGUAGACAGGCCAGCUCCCCCAACACCAGCACCCCGCAACAGACCACCACCACCCAGGCCUCUAUUAACCUAGCCACCACAUCAGCUGCUCAGCUGAUCAGUCGGUCACAGAGUGUGAGUUCCCCCAGCGCCACAACCCUGACACAGUCUGUGCUCCUUGGGAAUACCACCUCACCACCUCUCAACCAGUCACAGGCCCAGAUGUACCUCCGGCCACAGCUGGGGAACCUGUUGCAGGUAAACCGGACCUUGGGCCGCAAUGUACCUCUUGCCUCCCAACUCAUCCUGAUGCCCAACGGGGCUGUGGCCGCUGUCCAGCAGGAGGUACCACCCACUCAGUCUCCUGGGGUCCAUGCAGACACAGACCAGGUGCAGAACUUGGCUGUGAGGGGGCAGCAGACCUCGGCUGCUAAUGCCCAGCUCCAAGGCUCUGCUCAGAAGGCAGCUCUGCCAGGAAGCUCCCAGGCUUCUGGCUUACCGCAGGCCACCAGUACGGGCCAGACCUUGGCCGUGGCUCAAACCUCCUCCGGCAGCCAGUCCCUCAACUUGAGCCAGGGGGCACCAGGCAGCAAUGGUGUCUCCGGGGGUGUGAUGGCAAGUGGUGGGAGCCAGACCUCCACGGGAUUGAGCCAGACCUCCUCGGCAGGUGCCGCAGGCAGUUGCCAAAGGAAAGGCACUGGGGUGGUUCAGCCGUUGCCAGUGGCAGCUGCCCAGGCUGUGACUGUCAGCCAGGGAAGCCAGACGGAGACAGAGAAUGCAGCUACAAAGAAGGGCGAAACGGACAGCAGUGGACAGCAAACGGUGGGCAUGAACCUGACCAGGACUGCUACACCAGCACCCAGCCAGACAUUGAUCAGCUCAGCCACAUAUACCCAGAUCCAGCCACACUCGCUGAUCCAGCAGCAGCAGCAGAUCCACCUGCAGAAGCAGGUAGUGAUCCAGCAGCAGAUCGCCAUUCAUCACCAGCAGCAGUUCCAGCACCGUCAGUCCCAGCUUCUCCACACAGCCACCCAUCUCCAGCUGGCCCAACAGCAGCAACAGCAGCAAGCACCAUCUCUGGCCCAACAGCAGCAACAACAAGCUCAACCUCCGCAGCAGCAGGCUCCACCUCAGAACCAGCAGCAGGCUCAGACCCUUGUGGUACAACCUAUGUUGCAGUCCCAGCCACAGCCUGUGCAGCUCCAGCAGGACAGUCCUUGCCAGCCAGCCACCAAGUCGCCUGUUCCCAUUCAGUCAAAAUCUCUGGUCACCCCCAUCAAACCACCUCAGCUUGGGCCUGCCAAAAUGUCAGCAGCGCAGCAGCCUCCACCACACAUCCCAGUGCAGGUGGUGGGUACUCGGCAGCAGGGCUCGGGCCAAGCCCAAGCACUGGGUUUGGCUCAGAUUGCUGCAGCAGUGCCAACAUCCCGGGGAAUGCCAGCUGUGGUCCAGCCUGUUUCCCAAGCCCAUGCUGCUUCUCCGUCGUCAUCUUCAGCUCCAGCAUCCUCACAGGAAGCUCCUCCUCUUACCACAGGGGUGAAUUUGGCACAAGUUCAAGGCACAGCCCACAUGGUGAAGAGCCCAGCCUCCUCUCCAGUUGUGGCUCAGAUGCCAGCAGCAUUCUACAUGCAGUCUGUCCAGUUGCCAGGCAAGUCUCAGAACUUAGCGGUAAAGCGCAAGGCAGAGUCAGAGGAGGAGAAGGAGGAGUCACCCAGUGUCACUGCACUCCUGCCUGCCAGGUCCUCUCCUGUGACAGACAGCCCCAAAAGCAUGGAGGAGAAGAGUGGCCUUGGAGAUAAAUCGGAUCCUGCUGCCACUGCAACCCCAAAUACCACCUCAAGUGAAGGAACAUCAGUCACCCCCACCUCUGCUUCCACCCCUAACCUGGCAAUGGUGUCACGUCAGAUGGGAGACUCCAAACCCCCACAAGCCAUUGUCAAGCCCCAGAUCCUCACACACAUCAUUGAAGGCUUUGUCAUCCAGGAAGGAGCAGAGCCCUUUCCGGUGGGUUGUUCUCAGCUGCUGAAAGAAUCUGAGAAACCAAUGCAAGGAGAGGCUCCUUCUGGCCAGAGUGAAAACCUGUCCAGCAAUUCUCCAGGAGGCGACAGUGCUUCUGUGGAGCUUGAUAAGAAGGCAAACUUGCUGAAGUGUGAAUACUGUGGGAAGUAUGCCCCAGCAACCCAGUUCCGUGGCUCCAAGAGGUUUUGUUCCAUGACCUGUGCUAAAAGGUACAAUGUCAGCUGCAGCCAUCAGUUUCGGCUGCAGAGAAAGAAGAUGAAGGAAUUCCAGGAAGCUAACUAUGCUCGUGUGCGCCGACGGGGGCCGCGGCGCAGCAGCUCUGAAAUUGCUCGAACAAAGAUCCAGGGCAAGCGCCACAGGGGCCAGGAAGACUCAAGUCGAGGCUCCGAUAACUCCAGCUAUGAUGAAGCUUUGUCCCCUACAUCUCCAGGACCCCUGUCAGUGAGGGCCAGUCAUGGAGAGAGGGACCUGGCAAACUCUAGUAUGACUCCACCUACACCAGAUCUACAUGGCAUCAACCCAGUCUUCCUGUCCAGCAACCCCAGUUGUUGGAGUGUGGAGGAAGUGUAUGAGUUCAUUGCAUCACUGCAAGGAUGCCAGGAGAUUGCUGAGGAGUUUCGGUCACAGGAAAUUGAUGGCCAGGCCCUGUUGCUUCUAAAGGAGGAGCACCUCAUGAGUGCCAUGAACAUCAAGCUGGGACCAGCUCUCAAGAUCUGUGCCAAGAUCAAUGUCCUCAAGGAGACCUAACAGCUCUGAAGCCAGAGGUCUCACUUUUGCUCUGACCCGAGGGCAGCUGCCAGCUUUGGAGCAUCCUGUUGGGGCGGGACAGUCCUCAGUGGUCUUGCAUUCAAGAAGAAAGAGAAGGAAUUUAACUGAUUGAAACUGCUAUGCACAAGCCUGUGUCUUGG
Molecule: messenger RNA, 3032 nt
Organism: Balearica regulorum gibbericeps (East African grey crowned-crane)
Lineage: Eukaryota; Metazoa; Chordata; Aves; Gruiformes; Gruidae
Source: RefSeq, a predicted model, not a curated record